CUGGUGACCAAAACACACUUUGAGUUUUUAAAUAUUUACCCUUUGAGGCACUUAUUACUUAAAUUACCAAGAACAUACCCAAUCUUUUCAAUAAUUACAUAAAUAUACCUUUGGUUUCUUAUAUUCUCGAAAUUAACCCAAAGAUCAUUAGGGUACAUACAUUCUUUACUCGAGAGAGAGAAGUUCUAAAGUCCUCAAAUCCCGCAAAGCUUUUUCAGCUUCUUUGUUGAAUUGCGAGCAGAGGUAGAAAUCAGCAGGAAACAAAAAUGUUGUUCUUUUCUUACUUCAAGGAUUUGGUUGGACAAGAAGUGACGGUUGAGCUGAAGAAUGAUUUAGCCAUAAGAGGAACUCUUCACUCAGUUGAUCAGUAUCUGAAUAUCAAGCUCGAGAACACUAGGGUUGUUGACCAGGACAAGUACCCUCACAUGCUUUCAGUGAGAAACUGUUUCAUCAGAGGAUCUGUGGUAAGGUACGUGCAGUUACCUAAAGAUGGAGUCGAUGUUGAUUUGCUUCACGACGCAGCUAGAAGAGAAGCUAGGGGUGGCUGAUUCUGAAAUAUCUUUGUAUCUCCAAAACUUGAAUACUUUUCAUUCGGCGUAAUGGCUUUAUAAUGAAUAUUUCCCUGAUGUAGAGCCAAUGGUAUGGCCAUGAAUCUUGUUCCAUUUUAUUAACAAUGGAUAAUUUAAUUUCUUUUCCUCGUUCAAAUGAAAAGCUUAUUAAAGCCUACUUAGAAACACCUUCACUCUUGUCAGGCUGUCACUACUUAAGUUUUUCC
This is a messenger RNA of Arabidopsis thaliana (thale cress), 775 nucleotides long. RefSeq names its product Small nuclear ribonucleoprotein family protein (gene LSM2). Bases 267 to 548 code for a protein of 93 amino acids. Gene Ontology annotation, cellular component: cytoplasm; nucleus. Gene Ontology annotation, molecular function: RNA binding. Gene Ontology annotation, biological process: mRNA processing. The transcript has 3 exons. The record is from RefSeq and is marked reviewed. NCBI's taxonomy places the organism in Eukaryota, Viridiplantae, Streptophyta, Magnoliopsida, Brassicales, Brassicaceae.